Messenger RNA from Ruditapes philippinarum (Manila clam), 462 nucleotides. RefSeq lists its product as uncharacterized. Lineage: Eukaryota; Metazoa; Mollusca; Bivalvia; Venerida; Veneridae. The record is from RefSeq and is a predicted model, not a curated record. The transcript is spliced from 3 exons. The coding region runs from base 57 to 389 and encodes 110 amino acids.
AUUAUUUCAUCAAGAAUGAUAAAUUUGUAUUAUUCUACUCUUAUGUAGCAGAAAACAUGAAGAUUGCCAUCUUUUUACUUGCUGUGUUGCCAUUUGCAUUGAGUGCAAAGAUUGACGACAAACGUUUCAUUGAGAGCUUACUGGGCGGAUAUGACAUUUUGCAACUUGCUGAACAAGUUCUUGGUCAAUUUGGAUGUGACGAAACUGAGGCUCAAUGUGAAAGCACAAUGUGCCCAGGUGUUGUCAACAAAAUAGACGGCCACAAUGUUUUCAUCACAAAUCUACUUUGUGGCGCAGUUUGCAAAGAGGCUCAAGUGCUAUCAAAACAAUUUGCACAUGGUCCAGUAAAUGGAGUUGACCCAUGCACCGGUGGAAUUUCUGGACGUUAAAUACAUAUAUCGAAUUAAAAUAAUUGUUUACAUUAUUUGUAAACGUCUGAUAUUAAAGAUGCUUAAAAAUUUC